GAUGAAAAGGAAUCAAUUGAUACGGAAAAGCCAACUCAAAUGGGUACAUCCGAAAAACAUGUUGGUGGAUAUAAGCUGAUCGCAUCGGAUCAAGACGAAAAACCGGCGGAACUCGAUAUUGUUGAACAUCUGACGGAAAAGGAAAACGUUCAAUUGAUGGCAGAAAAUGAGAAACUGUAUUCGAAAUUAGCGCAAGUUGAUAGCGAUGUUCUGCGAAUCGAAAAGCAGAUGAAUCAAAUUCAUCGAUUGCAAGAGACUUUCGCUGAAAAAGUAUUAGAUCAAGAACGCGAUAUUGAAUUCGUGAACGAAGCAGCCGUUCAUACGGUCGAGAAUAUACGNUGGUUGAAGAAGUACUUGUUUAUUUAUGUGUUCAUUUAUCUGCAGUGUUCAAAUCUUUUGUUUCGUUUCGUUUCAAAUAUUUAUUCGUUUUAA
Anisakis simplex (herring worm) is the source of this 432-nucleotide messenger RNA. The record is from the annotation of a GenBank genome assembly. NCBI's taxonomy places the organism in Eukaryota, Metazoa, Nematoda, Chromadorea, Rhabditida, Anisakidae.